CUAACCAUGCAUAAACUGACUCACACAGGAGAGAAACCAUUUAGCUGUGGAGACUGCGGGAAAAGCUUUAAUCGCAAGGAGGUCUUAACCAUGCAUAUACGGACUCACACAGGAGAGAAACCAUUUAUCUGUGGUGACUGUGGGAAAAGCUUCAGGCAUAAAGGGUCCCUUAAGAUACAUAUAUUGGCUCACACAGGAGAGAAACCAUUUAGCUGCGGUGACUGUGGGAAAACCUUCAAUCAAAGGGGGAACCUAAACAUGCAUAUAAGGACUCACACCAGAGAUAAUUCAUUUUGCUGUGGAGACUGUGGGAAAAGCUUCAAUCAGAGGGGGAACUUAACCACGCAUAUACAAACUCACACCAGAGAUAAUUCCUUUCGAUGUGGAGACUGUGGGGAAAACUUCGAUGAGAAGGGGCACCUAAUUGAACACAUACGGACUCACACAGGAGAGAAACCAUACAGGUGUGGUGACUGUGGGAAAAGCUUCAUUCAGAAGGCGGACCUAAGGAGGCAUAUACUGACUCACACUGGAGAGAAACCACAUGGCUGCUCUGUCUGUGGUAAAAGAUUCACUCAGAAGUCUCAUCUGCUGAGGCAUGUGGAUAAAAUCCACAAAGGAAGAAAACAGGACAGAAACUGAAAGAGGAAAGAGCAUUAGGACAAAGAGAUUGUUUGUCAGGUAAGUGAAUAAAAAGGCAGGAUGUGGACAAAUCUCUUAGGAAGCAACAGUGAUAUGGCCCUCAUCAAAUAUGCAGACGACAUGGCUCUGGUUGCUUGCCUGGAGGUCAAGUCCAUCUCCAGCUACUCCCAGUUCAUUGACUGCCUCUUGACGUGGUUUGACAAUAUCUUAGGAGCUCAGUCUGGGUCUCAACUUACUAUUAAGACUCAGAAUAGUAGAAUAC
Molecule: messenger RNA, 904 nt
Organism: Salvelinus namaycush (lake trout)
Lineage: Eukaryota; Metazoa; Chordata; Actinopteri; Salmoniformes; Salmonidae
Product: gastrula zinc finger protein XlCGF57.1-like
Exons: 1
Coding region: 7-642 (211 amino acids)
Biological process (GO): regulation of transcription by RNA polymerase II
Molecular function (GO): RNA polymerase II cis-regulatory region sequence-specific DNA binding; DNA-binding transcription factor activity, RNA polymerase II-specific
Source: RefSeq, a predicted model, not a curated record